This is a messenger RNA of Aspergillus alliaceus, 842 nucleotides long. RefSeq names its product alpha/beta hydrolase. The record is from RefSeq and is a predicted model, not a curated record. NCBI's taxonomy places the organism in Eukaryota, Fungi, Ascomycota, Eurotiomycetes, Eurotiales, Aspergillaceae. The transcript is spliced from 2 exons. The coding region runs from base 60 to 842 and encodes 260 amino acids.
GCCUCACGCCCCUCCAAAUACACCACGCACAAACCAAAACCACAAACAUCAACAAAACCAUGCCCCAAACCAACCAGCCCAAUCCCCCAGCUCUCCUCCUCAUCCCCGGCUCCUGGCACACCCCCCAAAGCCUAAAAUACCUGGAAUCCCACCUCGAAUCCCAAGGCUACCCCACAGAAACAAUCUCCCACCCCUCUAACGGCUCCAUCCCCCCCACAGAAACCCUCUCGGACGACACCACCUACCUCCGCACCACCCUCACCCGCCUCAUCGAAGAAGAACACAAAUCCGUCGUCCUGAUAUCCCACUCUUACGGCGGCCUCGUGAUGUCCAACGCCAGCGCCGGAUUCGGGAAACCAGAUCGCGAGGCCCGGGGCCUGGACGGGGGGAUCAUUCUCCUGGUCUACAUGGCCGCGAUGGUGGUGGGGGAGGGGCAGAGCCUGUUUGGACGUUUUGGGGAGUGGAGGCCUGAGUGGAUGGGUGUUGAGGGCGACUACUGCCGUGCGCUUUCGCCCCUCACAACGUUUUAUCAUGAUCUUACGCCACAGAUGCAGGAGGAGGCGGUGGCGCAGUUGACGCAUAGUUCGCUUGGGGCUUAUACAGAGGUUGUGGGGUAUGAGCCGUGGCGGGCGAUGCGGUGUGCUUAUAUUCUUUGUGAGGAGGAUCGGGCGAUGCCGGUUGCCGUGCAGGAGAUGUUAGUUGGGAUGAUGAGGGCUGGGGCGGUGUUUCCGGUGCUUACGGGGAGGUUGCCGGCGUCGCAUUCGCCGUUUUAUAGUAUGCCGGGGAGGACAGCCGGGGUUAUUGGGGGUUUUAUUGCGGAGGUUUUGGGGGAGAGGGUUUGA